UUCGGACUGACCAAACUACGUGGUCGCCGUUUUAGUCGUCAGGUAACUCUUCGCCUUCUUAUUUAUACCGAGGAACGCUUGCGUGCAACUACAAGCUAGCUUUCUCAGCGAGCAACAAAGCCAAUAGGAACACAGCAUCGAUCAUCAUCCAUGGCAAAGAAGAAGGUAGUGCUGAAGGUAUCCAUGGAAGAUGCUGAGAAGCGCGCCAAAGCGAUGCGGUGUGCCGUCGGACUGCAUGGUGUUGUGUCAGCCUCGCAUGAUGGGGACAACAUAACAGUGGUGGGGGAAGGGAUUGAUCCAGUGGCUUUGGCGAAGUUACUGAGAAAAAAAAUGGGGCGUGUAGACCUGACGAUGGUAACAGAUGUAGAGGAGAAAAAGGAGGAGAAAAAGGAGGCAGAAGCCAAGAGCAUAAAUAAUCAACCAAUUGUUUUGAUUCAACCACCCUGUUAUCAUGGUGCACCACACUACUAUGCUGAUGAUGUCUGUUAUCCUGAAUUAAACUGCUCUAUCCUGUAAAAGUGGCUUCAUUUUCUUCUCUUAUUUUUAUUUGUCUCCCUUAUUCUUGUGAAGCUAAGGGUGUGUUUUAAUGAUUCGGUGUUGGGAAAAAAUAAAAUUGGAAU
Phalaenopsis equestris is the source of this 620-nucleotide messenger RNA. RefSeq lists its product as uncharacterized. The record is from RefSeq and is a predicted model, not a curated record. NCBI's taxonomy places the organism in Eukaryota, Viridiplantae, Streptophyta, Magnoliopsida, Asparagales, Orchidaceae. Bases 151 to 516 code for a protein of 121 amino acids. The transcript has 3 exons.